AUGCAAAUGCCCUUACUACACACACGCUAUCGACCGCUGCGCAUCAUAUGGUCGCCCCGGCCAUUCUAUCCAGCAGCGAACGAUACUCGUCGGUUAUCUCUGCUCAGCACACGCGAGCCACGGCGCCCAGUACGCAUCACCGCACAGCUACUCCGACAGCGGCUACCACAGUGGCUACUCAAGCUCAAGGAGCUAUCGAUGAACAAUCGUGUCUACUACAAUGAGUUCUCACUCUCCACAACUGAUUCUGUUCAAGUUCGACGAUUGGGUCACCUACCUGAUCUCGCUCAACCCAUCACAGCUCUCCUCUCUGUUGGCAGGGCAUUUUCGCUACAUCUAUGGUGUUCACUAGUGUCUUAUCGACUACUCAUUACAUUAAGAGGAUACCAAAACGUUGCUGAAGAUUUGGCCAUUCAAGCUUUAGCCAAAACUGUUUCUAUUGAUAAUCCCGCUUCUCCGCAACCUUUGUUGGAACAAGAUCUCCAGAACGGCGGGUCUGAUUUAUCGACGGGCAAUCUCGCCCCUGCUACUCACAACUCGCCAUCGACAUUUCCUUCAUCCGAAAACGAUAUCCAAGACUCUGCAAUGUUUUCCACAAUUAUUGGCCACACUCGUGGCCUUCUGCCUCAUAGAGAGUCUCAAGGACAAGCCGUAGCCAGAGUCGACGAUUUCGAUCACACGCCUCCUCCCAGUGGACGGCCAUCCGUGGACAUUCCAAGAAAGCAGGAUAAGGGGGAACGUAUCACAUCUCAACAACUACUUCACAAACCAUCCCAGAUCGACAGCACUAUUGCUAUUAAAGAACAAUCUACUUCGAUCUUCUCGAAACCUAUCUUGGGUAUGUCGAGUACGACAUCGAUCGAGGUGCUCAGCCCUUUAUCUGGUCUUACACACCACAAGCCCUCUUCAUCUAAAAAUGAAACUGCCACGGAUAGUGUGCGUAUAGGAUUACAGGAUGAGACACGAAUCCAACCAUUGCCAAACCAAACACCACUUGACAAAUCUGGCACUCUUCUGGUGGAAGACUUGAACCAAGAGGAUCAAGAACAACCAGUCCCUCACACAGACACUCAAGGUCAUGCUGACGGGCUCCCAUCUUGGAAUUUUCGGCCCAUUCUUUCUCGACAUUCUCCUAAGGAUGAUGAGACUCGACUCCACAGAAGAUCUACCUCCAUAAGUCCUGGUAGCCAGGAAGCUAAAACAGGAGUAUGCGCUGAAAACCAAUCACUCAUUGUCGGAAUACCAGAAGUCCAGCUGGACAAUCCGCACGACUGCCACGAUAAUCUCCGCGACUCGGAUGCGCAAAUAUCCUCAUCAGUUGAAGACUGUGAACCGCCGAUCGUAUAUGCGCAACCAUCAGGCCGAAGCCGAUCUUUGGGGUCGAUGAUGAAUUAUUUAUGGAAAACCAACUGGCUAAAACGUUUGUCACAGCUAAGCGGAUCUCUCGAUCCCAUGCUUCCAGGGAUAUUAUUUCGAACAAAGUUGGUUAGAGCUGAUGAUAGACGUCCGUCUGAACCCGUACUGCCGAGCAGUCAAGUUCCGCAUAAGCUAUCAUCUUGGUCUCCCUUACCUGGUGAGCCAGAUCAUCGUGCUGAUGGCCUUUUGUUCGACCGUACUUUCAGUGAUCUCGAAAGGCUUGUUGACGAGGCCCUCUCACUUGCAUUAGAGGCAGCAGACCGGUCAGAGACUGCGAUUCACGACGACCAAAGUCCUCUUUCCGAAGUAGGGCAAUUCGAUCUGCUUGCUGAGCCGAACACAUCCCCUGCCACCCAAGAAAACACCGAAGUGGUUACAGAAUACGAAGAUAGUCAAAACCGCCAUGGGAAGCCACAAUAUAGACGUGCUGCCACUUACACAGCCGUUCCGAUGCGUCCACGCUUAGCUGAUAUCGUCGAGAGUUAUUCGGGAACGUAUCAGGAGCUUCGGUCAAGAACCCACAUCGACCGUACGCGCGAGGAAAGCUUCUCAAGGCAAACACCGCGUAGUAUUUCAUCUCGGUCACCCAGUAACGCAGCAAAGACAGGACCCAAACGCAAAUCUAUUACACUAGAGGAUCUCCUCAACACUGUUAUUUCUCUCAAACCUGACGCCAAGAGACAAGACACUGAACACAAAAUUCAAAAGUGUGCUUCAUCCAUCAGCCUCCCAUCGGGCGUUGGAAGCGGAACCGGACAGGAUGCCCUGCCAGAUCACGGCAUUUCUGGUAGGAGGUUACACUAUGAACAUGGGAUUAACCUACGAAAGAGAUCACAUGUCAGUCUACGUGAUACACGCGGAUUUAAUCUUCCAAAGUCAUACAUAAGGCAGCCAAUUGCGAGAGACUGGUCACCUGUUCGGAAGCGUUCUGUUGCUUCUAUCGCUUGCUUGAGUACAGCCCUCAUUGGGGUACUCCUUGGAAUCUAUACGGGUCUGGUGCCUUCAAUCCAAUACUAUAUCGUGGAUCAAUCGCAUGUUGCUGUUCAUGGCAACACUGGCUGUUUCUUGGCUCUCGCUUUGCCUUCGUUCUUUUUCUGGCCAUUGCCUCUACUUCACGGUCGAAAACCAUACAUCAUGUCCAGCCUCAUCAUUGCAAUGCCUUUACUUUUCCCCCAAGCCAUCGCUGUCAGUAAUCAAAGAUUGACCAACACGACCUACUGGCGGGCUAUGCUUUUGGUCUGUCGUACGCUAAUGGGUGGCUCAUUGGGGUUUGCCAGCAUGAACUUUCACUCAGUUCUGACAGACCUGUUUGGGGCAUCCCUGAUGUGUAGACACCCCCAUCAAGAGAUCGUUGACCAGUUUGACGCGAGGAGACAUGGGGGUGGUAUGGGUAUUUGGCUUGGAAUCUGGACCUGGUGUUGGAUCGGAUCCCUCGGUGUUGGAUUUCUCAUCGGUGCCGCCAUUAUUGACAGGCAUCCCCCGGCCUGGGGAUUCUAUGUCAGCAUCAUAUUGAUUGCCGUGGUGUUGAUCCUAAAUGUAAUAUGCCCUGAAGUACGAAGGUCUGCAUUCCGAAGAUCCAUUGCAGAAGUCCGAACCGGAGGGAGCAUUUCACGCCGUUUAGCCCGAGGAGAAGUCAUGAUGCAUCGAGUCAAGACAGGUCCCAAGUGGUGGGGUCAGGAGGCAUAUCAUGGGGUUCGCUUAUCCCUGGAGAUGCUUGAGCAACCAGGUUUUGCCGUCAUGGCGAUUUACGUCUCCUGGAUAUAUGCGCAGAUUGUCCUUGUCAUCAUCUUGAUGGGCUCACUUGUUUCUCGGUUCUACCGCUUGCGAUCACCAUACGUAGGUCUCCAUGUCGUCGCCGUGGCUGUCGGCGCUCUGCUUGCAAUCCCUUUUCAAAAGGCCAGUAUUUUCUCGAGGUCUCGCCGUCGAGAAGGCAAGUCAAAUCGAGAGACUAUCGGCAAAAAGGUUGCAUGGUCAUCGCAUCUCAUCCGACGAGCCAUCUUCACGAUAUCUUUGCCCAUCGGUGCUGCCUGUUAUGCUGCAGUCUCUUCUGGUCCACCGAUCAGUUCUAUUGUGCCAGCUUUCUUUGCUCUAUGUAUGGGCUUCUUGUCGUGUCUUGCAAUUUCUGAAUGCAAUGGCCUCAUCAUGGAAACGUUCGAUACGUCAGACCUAUCUCCAGGCAUGAUUGGUCACCACCGUGAUCUAUCGGGCCAAGACCAUCGGAGGACCAACUACUCGUCUUUUCCAAGAAUAACUGCAGGUUUUGCUGUAAUACACUCCCUCUCAUAUAUCCUAGCAGCAGGCUCAACUGCUCUAGGCGGUCAUGUGACCCGAAAGCUUGGGCAACAAGUCGCAACAACCGUCGUUGCGGGCAUCCUCUUCUUGUUGACUGUCCUGUUACUACUCGUACUCAUCAGGUUCAAGAAUGUACUCAUCAUACCUCGAUCAAAGUCCGAAGAGAUGGAGAAGCUGACUCAGGCUCGGCGACAAUCUUCCAAACGCCGGGCCACUAUGCCCAACGACAUACGUGCUUUAAUAGAGGAGGAUCACGCUUGGAGACCUGCAAUGACGGGCAACCCAAUGGGCAAAAACCGUCGGAUGAAUGUUCUCGAAAUGGGGAACUUGACAAGAUGGGAAGACAUUCGAAGGAGAAACAGGCUCAUAGAUUCAGGUGUACAUAUCAACCGUGAAACACUAGAUCAUGGACUGGAGGCUUUGGAUGCUGCUUUAGAAACCCAUGUUGACGAUAUGCGACAGAAUGCCCAGGGAUUUUUCAGGCGAGGAAGUUUGAGAAGACAUGGAAGCCGCCUGCGACGCAGCAACCAAAGCAGAAGCAGUGAACAAACUUUCCAUGACCUAGAGUUGGAUACGUUUGAUCCUAUCGGGACAACAAGCGAGUCAUCUCAGCAGCCACGACAGUUUGCUGAAAGGGACUGCGUGAUGGGUCAAGUGAUCAAAGAGGAGGACAAAGUUGAGAAUCAAGCGGCGGCAAGCAGCUCCCGGAAGGAUGUCUGA
Messenger RNA from Fusarium poae, 4428 nucleotides. RefSeq lists its product as uncharacterized. The coding region runs from base 1 to 4428 and encodes 1475 amino acids. Gene Ontology annotation, molecular function: transmembrane transporter activity. The record is from RefSeq and is a predicted model, not a curated record. NCBI's taxonomy places the organism in Eukaryota, Fungi, Ascomycota, Sordariomycetes, Hypocreales, Nectriaceae. The transcript is spliced from 4 exons. Gene Ontology annotation, biological process: transmembrane transport.